This is a messenger RNA of Histoplasma capsulatum G186AR, 2634 nucleotides long. Its product is annotated as actin patch protein. The record is from RefSeq and is a predicted model, not a curated record. Gene Ontology annotation, cellular component: actin cortical patch. The transcript has a single exon. Lineage: Eukaryota; Fungi; Ascomycota; Eurotiomycetes; Onygenales; Ajellomycetaceae. Bases 1 to 2634 code for a protein of 877 amino acids. Gene Ontology annotation, molecular function: phosphatidate phosphatase activity.
AUGAAAACAUCUCAGUCAGGGUCUUUGGGCCGGUACGGGACAGAUUCUACAAAUGACGUGGGCCCAGUAUAUGAUUAUGGAUCCGGACAAGAUGGUGGCGGUCGCGAGCGGGGAACACGCAGGAGGAAAGUUUAUGGGUAUUUGAAAGCGGCGAACGAGCUGCGGCAGGCCUAUUCAGCUCAGUGGGCGCAAAAGACCCAGGAUUAUGAUUACGAUAUAUGCGACACUCCAGGUGGGUUCCCAGAGCUCGGGACAACGAGACUUGCGGAUGAGGAAAUGGUUUUAUUCCCCAGUUACGCGAAGAGACAUGUGAGGAAGGAGCCUAAGGUGGAUUAUAGGGAAUUGGCGCUGGAAUCGCAGACUUACCCUGAUGAUCCGCAGUCGAUGGGGAAUAUGGAGUUUUGGAGAACGGAGUGGGAGAGAUAUGAGCAUGAUAAUGCGAUUGUGGAUGUCGAUGUGAGAGGGUGGAUAUAUACGCCUCACAUUGAGCCAAUGAGUCGGAAAAAUCGUAUUCUGAUUGCCCUUGCUCGACGGCUGAGUGGGAUACCGGCUCCACAUACAGUGUCUACAGAGAACAGGCCAUCGUCGGCUUCCUUGAAUGAGGAAGCAGUUGUCGAUAAACAAGAGCAAUCUAUUAUUCAUUUGGCCGAGAGUAACGCGGACCCUGAGUGGCGGGCUAAUGCUAGACUGGAAGGGAUAUUUUCCAGACCCGAGGGUGAUCAAAGUUCAUCUUAUAACAGUCCAGAGGAGAUAGCCGCUGCGAACGCCAGGCUUCUGGAACGGCUUCAACCUUUUUUGGCACAUCCUACUGUCAGCAUUCCCAUUACGGUUUUCUUUUAUGACCAAAAGAACAGCCAGUCAAGGACGGUUUCGACGAAUGAUGGAGGCCACUUCUCGGUUCGUGCCGCCCUCGAUUUUGUCCCCACCCACAUCAGGGUGCUAGCUUCAGAGAAUUUAUCCGCUUCGGAAGAGAUUACGAUCACCGAACCAACGGGAAUUAGUUUGAUCAGUGACAUUGAUGAUACCAUUAAGCACUCCGCAAUCGCAAGCGGCACGAGAGAGAUCUUCCGAAAUACAUUCGUUCGCAACCUUGAAGACCUUACCGUGCUGGGUGUGAAAGAAUGGUAUUCAAAAUUAACUGAGAUGGGUGUGAAGAUUCAUUACGUUUCGAAUUCCCCAUGGCAACUGUAUCCCUUACUUCAGAAAUUUUUUAGGGUGGCCGGUCUACCACCCGGAUCGUUUCAUUUGAAACAGUACUCAGGGAUGCUUCAAGGUAUCUUCGAACCUGCAGCGGAGAAAAAGAGGCCGAUAUUAGAAAGCAUCAUGCUUGACUUUCCCAACCGCAGGUUCAUCCUUGUAGGCGAUAGUGGAGAGGCAGACCUGGAAGUCUACACAGAAUUAGCACUUGCUAAUCCAGGUAGAAUACUCGCGAUAUUCAUUAGAGAUGUGACAACGUCUCCGUCCCAUAAAUUUUUCGAUACAUCGGUUACCCAAUUUGAAAGGCCGCCGACUCGAACUCCCACACAUGGGCCUCCCCCUCCAGAACGUUUGGGAGAUCAGGAAACGCUCCCACCCAUUUUGCCACCCCGCAACUAUCCUAGUCAGAAAGCUUCGGGUGAUGUUGAUUUAAGUGCUGGAGAAGAGCUUUCAUGGAUGGAUAACAAGGAGCCUUCUAAUGGUACAUCUGAAAGUCGGCAAAUACCUCCCAUAAGGCCUUCCAAACCAGCUGUUCUUCGUAGUGGGGCUGUCGAAGGAUAUAGAGACAGCAAUGUGGACACAGUGUCGUCCAGCAUUCGACGGAAGCCAGCGCCACCCCUCCCAGCAAAGCCCACAAGGUUAUCCUCUUCACAACCGCAGGGACAAGCUGAACGCCCUACUCUGCCCAUCCGUUCAACACAAACGCUAGCUCAUAUUGGCCCGCAAGUGAUUAGCCGUUUCUCAACCAACGAACCCCCGGUCAAUAAUGAUAGUAAUAAUAGAAACGAGGAGAGCUACAAAUCUACUGUCCCAGAUAAGGCUGCAAAUAUGCACGACCAGCUCCCGUCAGCACGACCGCAAUGGGAGAGUAUUCCCACCACCGCCGCCGCCACCCACACGCCUUCGUCAACUCAUCAAACCUCAUCCUCACGUCCAACAACCAAAGAGCCACCCCCACCAGUCCCCCCACCCCGGCGCAGUACAACCCAAUCCCUUAUAAAACAAACCUCAUCAAUGAACCGAACCGCCCAGAAUCCCUCGGGCGCCGCUCAGGAUCUGCGAAUGAGUAACACAACGCUCUCCCAACCCCCGUCUUCCUCCACCGUAUCAACCACCCCGCCGCGUCUUGCACGCUCAACCACCAAUAUACCCUCACAACUAUCCCAACCGUCGUCCUCCCCUUCCCCAUACCCAAACUCGUCGACAUCCUCCUCUUCAGUUACACCUGGUCCCGGGGCCGCAGCAGCGCCAAUGACGUUCAAUAAGCGCGAAGACAUGUGGAAGCGACGCUGGGCACGGGCGAAGGAGAUUUUGGACAGGCAAGGGGUUUUGCUGAUGACUUGGCGGGCUGGGGAUGAUGUCCAUGAUGUUUGCGUUGGGUUGGUGGAGAGCGCGGAACGUGAAGGGAGAGCAGGAGGGAGCGUUGAGGUGAGGUAG